AUGGGGUCAGAGGCGCGAGACAUUGUAGAUCCGAAAUUGGAGACGAUCUCCCGCACGGUUUCCAAUAGCUUCACCAAGACGGGCAGCUUCAGCUACUCAAUAUCCCCCACCUCGACUUUCCACUCUCCGCCAUCGAGCGUUGAGGCCUUCAGGCAAUCCGCGAAACAACUCAAGCCGUUCGAUACCAAAGACAUCAAGGUCCUACUACUGGAAAAUGUGAAUCAGACCGGGAGGGAUAUACUGAAAGAGCAAGGCUACCAAGUCGAGUUCUACAAGAGCUCGCUGCCGGAAGACGAGCUUAUUGAGAAGAUACGUGAUGUCCAUGUCAUCGGUAUACGCUCCAAGACAAAGCUCACAUCGCGGGUCCUCCGUGAAGCCAAGAACCUGAUCGUCAUCGGCUGUUUCUGCAUUGGCACGAACCAGGUAGACCUUAAAUAUGCCGCCAGCCAAGGCAUCGCGGUGUUCAACUCGCCCUUCAGCAAUUCCCGAAGCGUCGCGGAACUCGUAAUCGGCGAGAUCAUUGCGCUCGCGCGGCAGAUAGGAGACCGGUCGAACGAGAUGCACGCCGGGACAUGGAAUAAGGUCAGCAGUGGAAGCUGGGAGAUAAGAGGCAAGACACUGGGCAUUGUCGGCUACGGGCACAUUGGGAGCCAGCUCUCGGUGCUGGCGGAGGCGUUCGGCAUGUCUGUCAUCUACUACGACGUGGUCAACCUCAUGGCACUAGGCACCGCGAAGCAAGUAAGCUCGCUUGGAGACCUCCUCAGUGGAGCAGACUUCGUCACGCUGCACGUCCCAGAGUCACCGGAGACGAAGAACAUGAUCGGCGCGAAGGAGAUCGAGCAGAUGAAGAACGGCAGCUACCUCAUCAACGCCAGCCGCGGAAGCGUGGUCGACAUUCCUGCCCUGAUCGAGGGCAUGAGGUCGCGCAAGAUCGCCGGCGCCGCACUGGACGUCUACCCGAACGAGCCAGCGGGCAACGGCGACUACUUCAACAGCUCUCUCAACAGCUGGGGCGACGACCUCCGCAAGCUCAAGAACAUCAUCCUCACCCCGCACAUCGGCGGCAGCACCGAAGAAGCGCAGAGCGCUAUCGGCGUCGAGGUCGCGAGCGCCUUGGUGCGAUAUGUCAACGAGGGCGCCACUCUCGCCUCAGUCAAUAUGCCGGAAGUCAACCUCCGGUCGCUGACAAUGGACGAGCCCAACCAUGUGAGGGUUACUUUCAUCCACCGAAACGUGCCGGGUGUGCUGCGCAGCGUCAACAAGAUCCUUGGCGAUCACAACGUCGACAAGCAGAUGACGGAUAGCAGAGGGGAGGUGGCGUAUCUGAUGGCUGACAUCAGUGAUGUGAACCAGAACGAGAUCAAGGCUAUUUGGGCGGAUCUGGAGGGCAUUUCUGCUUGCAUCAGGACGCGGGUGCUGUAUUAG
Molecule: messenger RNA, 1425 nt
Organism: Coniosporium apollinis CBS 100218
Lineage: Eukaryota; Fungi; Ascomycota; Dothideomycetes
Product: D-3-phosphoglycerate dehydrogenase 2
Exons: 3
Coding region: 1-1425 (474 amino acids)
Molecular function (GO): NAD binding; oxidoreductase activity, acting on the CH-OH group of donors, NAD or NADP as acceptor
Source: RefSeq, a predicted model, not a curated record